AUGGAUUCUAAAAAACCCAGACAUCUGCACAUGCAGCGCCAUUUGAAGCUGCUAAUUUGGAAAUCUUACCUUCAAAGACAAAGAAGAUGGCCGAUCUUGGUGAUAGAGGCGUUGUUUGCGGGUGUAUUUUUCAUAACAUCAGUAUUUAUAGCGAAGCCCGUAUUCCUAACACCGAUCACUGACGCCCCGGGGCCGCCGCUGACAGGUGAUGCCAUACUCUCCUCGCUACAGAACAGCACAAUUCUCGGAUACGCGCCCAACACAAAUCCCUAUGCCAAAGUUAUGACAAGAGCUGCAGCUCUAUUGAGGAUUGAAGUCGUGGCGGGAAGCUCUGAAAGUGAUCUCAACAAUUUAUUAUACAACAGAUCGCAAGGAUCGCCGCUGAAUAAUUCUGUAAUAUGGGUCAUAUGGAAGACUAGUGAUUAUAACAUCUGGAAGUUCAGUAUAAAGAGCUCUGAGCGAGCGCGACUGGAGAUCCAGUCGGACGGCAAGCUGUCGCCGGAGCAGCACCUCAGCACUGGCUUCCUCGGCGUCCAGCUCGCCGUUAGCCAGGCCAUACUCGAACACAGCUCUGCAACAACGCCCAAGUUUGAUUUGAGCCUGGUAGCGAUGCCGGUGUCGCCCCUGAUGCUGCAGCCAGCGGUAAAGCGCGCGCUGGCCGGCAUCCUGCUCUGCUUCACAGUCGCCCUGCUGCCGCCUGUGCUCGAGAUCGAAGCCCUAGUAGUUACUGAGUCCGUGUCACAAUUUAAGAGGGCUCUGCGUAUCCGCGACGUGUCGUUCUCCUCCAUCUAUGUGGGGUGGUUGAUGUACGCCUACCUAACGGCGGUGCCAAUCUGUCUGCUGGCCAGCAUCACGCUCAUCCUCAUCUUCCGCUGGAUCCACCUUCUCUUUGCAUUCAUCAUCGUGCUUGCUUACAAGACCGUUUUGAUCAUGCUCGCUCUCAUAAUGGCCAUGUUUCAUAAUAAAGCCUGGAUAGCCUGCACGUGGACGACGCUGUUUACACUGAUGCAGACGUUUAUAUCGGAGCUACUCGUGCAUCACAAAUUCGACAUAGAGAAUAAAGCGCUAACAUUCGUGCUCCAAGUCAUCCUUCCCCCACUGGGUCUUGUGCACGCCUUCAAUGAAUUUGCAUUGCUUCAAACCGGCCGAGAAUUCGAUAACGUGGUUUCACUGGUCUAUCCUAUCUUAUCAUGGUUGUUGAUGAUUGCAUUUUACUUUUUUCUAUUGAUGACGUUGCAAAGAACUAUUAGCUUCGAAAAAGCAAUCGGGGGUCAAGUACCUUGGAAAACUGUAUUAUUUAAGAAAAGUACGGACAUAAACAAAUUGCAUCGAAUUGAGUCUUUGACUGGAACUGAAAGAGAUAACCUUCAAGCUGUCGAUGAACUUGUAGCUAAAGCUAUCAGUUUUAGAAAUGUUUCGAAGAGCAUGAUGGGAUCUGUGGUGCUGAGUAACGUGACAUUUGACGUGUACCGCGGCGAGUUCUCCAUGAUCAUCGCUGAUCGCAUUCAACACAAGAUGAUUGUUACUCUAACCGAUCUGUUUACUGGUCUAACGUUCGCGGAUAAGGGCACAAUCAACGUGCUGGGUCACGAGCUGCGGCCGGGCAGCAACUUCAUGAACGUGCCCUAUAUGACGGGCUUCUGCCACCGUAACCAAUGCCUCAUACACGACCUCACAGUGGAAGAACAUCUCAUCUUGUUUCUAGAGAUUUGUCUGUGGCAUGAAACGAAUGAAAACAUUAUUGAAUAUAGUCAAGUACGCAUCAGACAGCUCCUGAAGGAAGGAGACUUGGAAGAUGUAAAGAAUAAACAAAUUAAAUACCUGGAUGUGUACUACCAAGCGCAGUUGUGUUGGGCGAUUGCACUGCUUUUGGAACCGAGGAUUAUUAUACUCGACAAUUUUACAAUGAUGCCUGUGUAUGACGCAUUAAUCAAGGAUAAAAUAAUGCGCUACAAGAAGUAUAUAACAAUCGUGAAGUUCUCGUUUACCAGUAUUAAAAUGGAGUUUGCGGAUAGAGUAUUCUUAUUUGACGACAAAACUCUCAUCUUCGGUGGCACGCCAGCGUACAUGUUCUUUAAAUAUGGUCGGGAAUACCGAUUAAGACUGACAUUUGAAGCGGGAAUAUUGGAGAAUGAAGCAAUGCCUGAGAUAUUGCGCAGGGCACAGGGGGCAGGCGCGCGAGUACGGGCCAAUUUAGGUUCUCUUCUCAUCCUCAUGGUACCCGUCUUCCCCACCGCUAGCGUCGCUGCCUUCAUCAAAGAACUAACAAUACAUACUAAGGAGUAUGGCAUCACCUCCAUGCACAUCAGCGUUCCGGACUCGCAAGAAGUUUGUCACAGGGCCAUCAAUGAAUCAAAAUCACGAUUACCGCUGUAUGAAACAAUCGUACCACAAAAUUUAUCAAGAAGUGCCUUGAUACAAAUCGCUGAGUAUCCGCAGUGGAAGAGAAAGACAUCAGGUUGCUGUGGAGAAUCACAAAUUAAAGCUUUCGGUAGAAAAUAUUACGCAUUUUAUGCUUACUACAAAAUCUACUUUCUAAUAAUGAUGACGUCAUCGGCCCUAGCCGGCAUUGCAAUUGGCAUUAUACAAUCCGAUUUACUCGUUCACUUAGAGAUCGAUGCAAGGAAGUCUUUACACGGUGAACUUUUAAACGUUGAAUCGAGAAAACAGAACACUACAUUGGUACUUCGUCUCGAUAAUUCGAGCGCCGCUACUUCAGUUGCUAACAACUACAUUCUUUCAGAUACAAAUUCCACGGAUGCAGAAAUUGAUUUCAUUGAAUAUACAGCUUUUGCAGAAAAAGAGAGUCUGACGGAGUACCUCGUGACCCGCGCGAUCGACUCUCCCCAACAUUACGUCACUCUGUAUGCAUACGGCAUCGAAAUAUAUGAUAAAAAUGACACCCUGAAAGUGCGUGUCCUUCAUAGUCCUCCUCACCAAGAUUCUUGGACGGCGCCGAGAUCUCUCGCUCGCACUUUCAUGGCACUCUUACGUCACUACAGUGGCAAAAAGGAUGCUACCAUACAAGUUACUGAUGAUCCGUUAGGCUUGGAUCUAACACGGUGGUUGACGUACGCUGGGCAAGGCCCACUGCUGGAACAAUUUUUACUCACUCUAACCAUUUUGCACUUUACUUACAUACCUUCGAAGGAGCAUGGUUUGAUCCGUCACAUGCAGUGCCACGCUAUGAACUUUUCACCGGUUCGCUACUGGUUCACGAUGUUCCUAUGCGAUCUGGUGCUGUACAGCAUCCUGGUGUGCUUUAUGACGGCACUGACUAUUGCAGUCAUAUAUCUCGUCACGCCGCCUACAUAUUUCCACAUCGAUGAUUUGUCUAUACUCCCACUAUUGAUAAUUGUGUAUGGAAUGGGCAGCAUUCCACAAGCUUACCUCUUCAGUUUGGGUCCCCAAGGCGCACUCAACUCUAUGAUUUUUAUAAUUGUCAACAUUAUGUUAGGAGAAACGGCCAUUAUAGCCAAAAUUCAAUUCGGAGAAGCGUGGAGUUAUAUUUUACAAUUCUCGAGCUUUUCGCCUCAAUUCAACUUGGCGCAUGCGUAUGAUAAAAUAAAAAGAAACUUCCUUUACAAUAUGGAAUGCGGUAUAUUUGAAUCAAAAAACCUUUGUUCAAUGGAAACUUUACACAAGUGUUGCGAGAAAUGCGGUGUCCUUCAACAAUGCUUCAAACGACGAUGUUAUCUCUUCGACCAAGAGAAUGGAAUCUUUAUAGAGCUGGUGGCAAUAUUGACAACAUGCUGUGUAUUUAUGAUCAUCCUGUUGCUAUGGGAAUACAGGAUGAUACAACACUUAUGGAUGUUUAUUGUCAAGAUAACUUGUUAUGUCAAAUAUGCGUCAGAUCCGUUGGCGUUUGGAGUGCAAAAGGAAAAGGAGGAUGCUGUGGAGAAAGAAAAGAUUCUUAAAACAGAUAAGAGUUAGGUUAAAACAUUUGGCGAGUACUUACUCGCAGUGGAUGUGACAAAGAAGCAUAUCGGCGAGUGUAUAAUCCGUCACCUAUACCUGGGCCUGGAGAAGGGGGAGGUGAAGGCCGUAUCGGGUUUGGUGCUGCACGGCAGGAGGAACCUCUGCGAGAUACUGGCAGGAUACAAAAUACCCACAGAUGGGAAACUCUGGGCCAUGUCCACCUGGGAAGUACGCAGGCAUCCACAUAAGUACGCCAGGAACGUUGCACUCUGUUCAAACCGCAAUCCCCUGCCGCCCUGGAUGACAGUGUUUGAAGCACUGAAGCUGCUCGCAACACUGCGCGGCGUUCCCAUCAAUCACGUCAAACAUGAAGUGGAAAAUUACAUUAAUUCUCUUGAUCUACAUGAAAAAGCAAACACGUUCAUUGGUGAUUUACAACCAAUGGAACGCACCAAAGUGCAUUUCGCGGCGGCUGUGGUGGGCGCCCCACCCAUAUUAAUUAUGGAUGAAUUCACCGCACAUCAGAAGUAUUCUGUCAGGAGAGCUAUGUACUUUAUAUUGCGACAGUUGAAGAAAAGAGGCCAUGCCAUUGUUACGGGUUCCAGUAGCGUGGAAGCUCACUUGCCAAUGACGAAUCGCUUAGGCAUUCUUCUGCAUGGUUUAAUCUAUGACAUAGACAAUAUAGAUGUUUUGGUGGAACGUUGCGGUAAAAGUGGUUUUACAGUUGUACUGCAUCUUAAAGAUGAUGUCGACGUCAAGGCUAUGCUCUACAGAUAUUUCGAUAUGUUUGUUAUCAAUGACAUGUCCGAGGUCCUCGUAAACGUUCAGAUACUAGAUUCAGACCUCACGUGGAUGACGAUCUUCGAAAAGUUGGAGAUGCUGGUGGCAGAAAACGCUACUGUAUACACUUACAUAGUAACAGCGAUACCUAUCGAUUACAUAUACAACUGGAUCUUAGCUCACGAAACACGUCACGCCGUCAAAGAAUAUGAAGCAUUUUCGUUCCUGAGAAAACGGUUCGAGCGCACUCCGAAGAUAAAACCAACAGAUGAAACAUUGAGCAAGUUAAUCCCAUUCGAACAGAAAUAUAACAUAACUCAAUUGAAAGAGCUACCAUGGUCAGUCAUUUUCCAACGAUAAAUGAAAAUGGAUUAAGACUAAAUGCAGUGAUCAAUUAAUACCAAGUGAAUCACUGCUUGUUUGUUCCUAGAAACUUAUAUAACAAUAUGA
Messenger RNA from Papilio machaon (common yellow swallowtail), 5148 nucleotides. RefSeq names its product ATP-binding cassette sub-family A member 17-like. The transcript has 32 exons. NCBI's taxonomy places the organism in Eukaryota, Metazoa, Arthropoda, Insecta, Lepidoptera, Papilionidae. Gene Ontology annotation, biological process: lipid transport; transmembrane transport. The record is from RefSeq and is a predicted model, not a curated record. Gene Ontology annotation, cellular component: intracellular membrane-bounded organelle; membrane. Gene Ontology annotation, molecular function: ATP hydrolysis activity; ATP binding; lipid carrier activity.